AGAAUCCAUCCAUGAAGGCUAACCACCUCACCAGUCCUGAAUUGCGAAAGAUCUGCCAGAGACCUUGCGCGGGGUUGGUACACCGAGGCCUGGGCUUUCUCGAGCACAAGAUAAAUAUCUUGGCCGUUCCCCUCUCAUAUCUUCCUAAAUAUAUUUUCGCCCAUCAUCAUGUCUGCUUCCCCUUCAUACGACGUCGUCAUCGUCGGUGCCGGUUUCUCGGGCCUUUACCUCCUCCACAGUCUACGCAAACUCGGAUAUAACUGUCGUGUUUACGAAUCCGGCACUGAUCUCGGUGGUGUCUGGCACUGGAAUAGGUACCCUGGAGCGCGCGUGGAUUCUGAAGGAGCCAUCUACCAAUACUCCAUCCCAGAGGCAUGGCAGAGCUGGUCGUUCAAGGAGAAGUUUCCCGCAGCGCAGGAAAUCCGAGACUACUUCGCCCAUCUAGACAAGACUUUGGAUAUCAAGAAAGAUGUCGAGUUUUCCACGACCGUGACUGGCGCGCAGUUCGAUAAGGAUGGGUCGAAGAAGUGGAGGGUUGAAACGCAGGAUGGGAGGAUUACAACCUGUCGGUUUUUGUUGCUCUGCGUCGGGUUUGCUUCGCAGCGGUAUGAGCCCAAUAUUCCUGGACUAGAAAGCUUCAAGGGAAACGUAUACCAUUCGUCGUCUUGGCCAAAAGAUGGCGUGGACGUUCGCGGGAAGAAGCUCGCUGUCAUUGGAACAGGAGCAUCAGGCGUACAGAUCAUCCAGGAUCUCGCAGGGAAAGCAGAGUCAACGGUUGUAUUCCAGCGAACGCCCAAUAUCGCACUCCCAAUGCAGCAAAGGACACUCUCGCAGGAGGAAAAAGAAGACCUGAGGGCCCGCCAUCCCACUCUCUUCGAGGCCUGCAAGCACACCUUCGGCGGGUACUUGGACGAUGCACGCCCAGCAAAGACCUUUGACAUCCCAACCGAGGAAAGAGAAGCCCACUACGAGUCCCUCAUACAGAAAGGCGGCUUUUCCUUCCUCCUCAGUGCGUUCAGUGACUUUCUCACUGACGCCGACGCCAACCGCGAGGCAUACAAUUACUGGGCAAAGCGAACACGCGCAAGAAUCACCGAUCCCAGAAAGAGAGACUUACUCGCCCCCCUCGAACAGCCCCACCCAGUCGCCGCAAAAAGAUGCUCCCUGGAACAUGACUACUUCGAGCAAUUCAACAGGCCAAAUGUGGAUCUCGUGAAUAUCCGCGAACCAGGACAGGCCAUUGCCUCCAUCACACCGGAGGGAGUCAAGACCGAAAACGGGACUGUUUACGCCGUCGACGCAAUAGCCCUCGCUACAGGGUUCAAUAGUUAUACGGGAAGCUUAACCCAGAUCCAAGGGCUCAAGAAUACAUCGGGCACCACGCUCGCAGAGGAAUGGGGCCAAGAUGCUGGUGUCAAAACAUACCUCGGUAUGACGCGGAGGGGGUACCCGAAUAUGUUUCUCGCAUAUGCUGUCCAUGGACCGACAGCGUUGAGUAACGCGCCGACUUCGAUCGAGCUGCAGGGACGGUGGAUUGUGGAUGCAAUUCGGAAGAUUGAUGAGAGCGGCCUGAGUUAUAUUGAGCCGACGGCCGAGGCAGAGGAUGCGUGGAAGGCACAGAUUAAUGCCAUUGCCGAUAUGACGCUGUUCCCGAAGGCGGAUUCGUGGUAUAUGGGUGCGAAUAUACCGGGGAAGAAGAAGGAGAUGUUGAAUUGGCCUGGGGGGUUGCCAAUGUAUGAGGAGCUUUCCUGGAAGGCGUUGGAAGGGUGGGAGGGGUUUGUUACUGCUUAGUCGAAGGACUUGGGUAGAUUUCGUUUGAAACUCGGGUUUGGAUGUUGUAUAGUUUUAUGGUUUAAUAAUACAAUAACUAUAUUUUGUCCUCAGAAUAUGGCUCUAAUAUAGCUCCGUACAAUGUAUAUCUUUAUGUAGAUGCUGAUAUACAAUGUUAGUUCCUGGAAUUUCCAGAUGUUAACCUCCAGGCCCGCAAUGGCAGACCCUGCAACUUCAGAACAGCGGGUUUGAUGAACAUGAUAAACGUGACGGUUCCA
Messenger RNA from Aspergillus versicolor CBS 583.65, 2048 nucleotides. RefSeq names its product flavin-containing monooxygenase. Gene Ontology annotation, molecular function: N,N-dimethylaniline monooxygenase activity; NADP binding; flavin adenine dinucleotide binding. The transcript has a single exon. Lineage: Eukaryota; Fungi; Ascomycota; Eurotiomycetes; Eurotiales; Aspergillaceae. The record is from RefSeq and is a predicted model, not a curated record. Bases 169 to 1791 code for a protein of 540 amino acids.